Atta colombica is the source of this 7184-nucleotide messenger RNA. RefSeq lists its product as uncharacterized. Gene Ontology annotation, molecular function: histone H3T3 kinase activity; ATP binding. Gene Ontology annotation, cellular component: cytoplasm; nucleus. NCBI's taxonomy places the organism in Eukaryota, Metazoa, Arthropoda, Insecta, Hymenoptera, Formicidae. Gene Ontology annotation, biological process: protein phosphorylation; intracellular signal transduction; mitotic cell cycle. The record is from RefSeq and is a predicted model, not a curated record. The transcript is spliced from 13 exons.
GUGAAGAAGAAGUUACAUCCUAUGUGCAAAAUUCACGAAAAAGAUCUUUACAAAACGUGCAAUCGAAUUUAAUAAGAUUAUUUCGCUGAUCUUGAUAAGAAUUUGAACUGAUAAAAUUAAAUUUUACUGUGUGAAAAAUAAAUAGUCAGUGCGACUGACUUUACAAUUAGUUACGUACUUAGCAAUAUUGAAUUGCGUAUUGCAUUUCUCGACCGAAAACGAAGUUACAUUUAUACAAAUUGUGGAAAACGGAUUUUCAUUUUUUUGUCACGCACUUCGUUUUGUUUGUGUUUCGUGCAACAUAUAUUUCGGAAACAAUAAACAUUCCAUAUUUACGCAGUAAGUGCGUUUCUUCUCUGAAAAUUGAAUAUCGGAGCGUUCGAUAAGUUCAAUCCUUAUCGAUUUCAUCUUCUGAUUAAAAAUAAACAAGGCAUUUAAAUUCACUCAAUCGAUGGUGAUAAUUUCGCUGGAUAACGCAAGACGAUAAAACGAAACUCUCUUAUAUUCGUACCUUCACAAACUUUGAUACAUAAAUUACGGAAUAUAUACACGUAGAAUAUUUCAUUUCGUUUUGUGCGUUCGUUUGUUCAUUUUAAAAACAUCACUAUGGAUUGCGAAAUACCUCGCGACUUACAGAUGUCUCAUCUACGAGCGAUUCAAAAAAUACCGGGCAAUAUCGCUAAUGAAAAAUUACGUUGGAUCGGAAGAUUGACUUUGCACCAGACGAGUAAAGAUCUUGAACAAUUUCCGCCAGAAUUACUACCUAUAUUGCGUGUGGAAACUGCCAUCAAGAAGAAGAAGCACGAAGAUAUAACAUCGGCGCUCAAGUGCGAAGAUUCGACAAUAAUAAACCGGGCACUUAAAGCCUUCUGGUUUUUCGAUGGUAGCCACAAGAAGAUUAUUAACGUCAGGUAUUUCUGCGAACAUCUAUUCCCUUAUGUUUCUAUAAACACAAGGACACGUAUUGUGCUAACACUCGCGCAUCAGUUAUCCGGGAAGGAUCCAGUUUUCGCGCAGGAAAUAUUUACAGAAGUGGCAUCUAUUUACGGGAUUCAAACCGCUUACCCAUUGAUCAUGGCUUGCGACGAGACUUUCGUUUAUAAAAUGAUCGUGGAGAAGAAAUUCGUGCUACCUGUUAAAAUUGUUUCAAAGAUCUUCUAUAGGAAUCCGGAUUUCGUAGUUCGUUUUCUCAAAUUAUUGAAACCUUGUGAACUAAACGAGACUGAGCGCACUCCAUUCGUGAUCGGCAUCGAUAGAUACAAAUCUUUCCUCCCUAAAUUAAUAAAGAAACGAUUGGAGGCUUUCGUGGAACUGUGUGAGAUUCACGAGACUCAUCUACCGGAUAUUAUUUUGAGCAACACAUGCGCUGAAAUAUUUCUGAAGAAAGCUCAGCAACAUCUGAUACAAAAGCCGCUUGUAUAUAUCCGCAUGUUACCAUUCAAAAAAAUUAAUGAGGAUUUAAUGGAGAGAGUAUUUCCUGGUUUACUGCCCGCGGAAAUGUCUUCUUUCGAUACAGAUAGUAUGCUUGAUUAUUUGAAACAUUAUCCACGUGAUAAACAAUACGAUCUGCUCCAUAAGUCAUACAAGGAUAAAUAUGAUGCCGAUUUUCUCGACGAGACAAAAAAUGUCACGCCUGCCUUAUUACAAUUAUUACCUACUGAGGAACGGAUCAAACAGGCUAGAAUUAAAAUCGAGAAGCAGAACUUAGAGGAGGAUCAUUAUAAAGAUAUGAUGGAAUACGAAACAGUUUGGAUUUGUUAUUUACCUGUUAACGAAGUCAUACCGGUUAUCAAAGAAAAAUUAAAUAAAACUAAAGAUGAAACAGAUAGAAUUGGUCUCCUUUGUCAAAUGAUUUAUGUUUGUAAUGUUAAUAAAGAUGAUGAUGCAUUGUUCGAUAUCUUGACAUAUUUUUUAAAUAGACAUAAAAACGAAAAUUCUUGGGUAUUCCAACAAAUAUUCAGUCAACUUUUACGAAUAUAUAAUUUACCUUAUUUAAAUAAAAAGCAGAUUUCUCUUAUACUAGAUAUCGUUCGAUUGUUUUAUGUAAAAAAUGAAUUCGUGCCGGAAGAAAUGCUUUUGGCAUUAAUACAUUUCAAACUUAUACACAAUAUGCCAAUUGAGGAGUUGAUCGAUAUGUUUCUAGAGAAGAAUCAAUGGUAUAUAAAUUUUAACGUACUCAAAGAAUAUCCACAGUACGAGAGGCAAUGUCUCGUAACUUUCGCAAAUCAAAUUGAAAAGAAAUCUUUUCAAGAGAAUGAUGAAAAAAAAAAUAUUUUCUGCCAAUUUUUUGUAGCAAUAUACGAUUUUAACAGCAGGUGUAAAAAAUCAUGCGUUAAAAUAGAAGAAAUGACAAUUAGGGAUUAUCCUUGGUUAAUGGAUGUUAUUCACGAAGUAAUACGUAUCGAAGAAGAUUCUUGGAACGUGAAAAAUAUAUUGCAGAAGAAUGAACCAGAACUAUACUGCAGUUGGUUUCCUUCAAACAUCGCGAAUGUAACAUCAGGCGCAGCGCUCGCUCUUUUGAAACGAGAUUUACAAAACAUACUUGACAAUUGGGAAAAAUACUUGGAAGACUGCAUGAAGAACUACCAUUCAAAACAUGUACAACACUUCGUCAAGGCUACGCGGUGGUACAAAGAUUUACCCAUUAAAUUUGCUGAACGUUGCAUGAAGUAUGUAUACGAUAAAAGUACAGAUGAAAUAUCAUCUAGCCUAGUUAUCUUGGCCCUUUUACUUCAAGGUGAUGAGUUGACAAAACUAAUCGAUCCUUUCAUACCCACAGAAACAACGAUAAAUACCGAUCAUCCAAAUGCCAAAGAUAACUAUAAAAUUAUACAAAAUUUACCGUUGAGCAUGAGACUUUCCAAUCCACCAAUACCUCUCGAUCUCGUAGUUAGAUUGUGUGUAGGAGAUUACUUGUCAAUAGCUUUGAUGACAUUAACAAACGUAAGUAGGCGAACUUCUUCGCCUAAAGUUAUAUCAGUCGCACAAAAGUUGAUGAGUAUGCGUGUAAGUACACGUAAACACGGGGUUAGGCUGAUGUACUUAAUAGCUACUAUGCAUGAGCUUAUAGAUUUUCUCCAAAAAACAUGGGCAACCGAGAAUCAUCAUUCAGUACGACAAGUUUUAUUCGAGGCAUUCCAGAAAUGUUUUCUUACAAAACCAAAUCCUGAAACUUGGUCGCUAUAUUGUCAAACUAUGUCGACAUUGAGUCUCAAUGACGAAGCAUUGCUUUUGGAAAUAAAGCUGUUUCCCGAAAUUCCCAAUGAAUACGUCGUAAGAUAUCUCGAUCUAUGGCUCAAAACAAUAGAUGAUUUUCAAGGACUGGGACUGGAUGAUCAGAAAAUAAAUAAAUACAUUGUCAAUUUCUUAGCGGCGCUUACUGCAUCUAUUUUCAAUCUUUUAUCUGAAGAAUCUCAGCCUCGAAAUACCGCGAUGUGAGCAUGCGCUGCGUUCAUAUUUUCAUGCAUGAUGAAAGUUACUAAUAAAAUGUUGAGCAAAAAGCCAAUUCGAACUUAUCAGAGAAAACCUACAAAGAAGCCUUUUAUGAAUUCAUUGACUUCUGCUGCAUCAAGUGAAAAAUAUUUUGUGGGAAACAUUUGUUUUAAAAAUGAACUGUUUAAUGAUUCUUUAAAUUAUGAUCCAUUCGAAACGACAUUUGACAGACUUGCCAAAGAUGUAGUAAUACCUCCUAUGCCAUUGGAUACAAAUCAAAAUGAUUCAUGGAAAAGCAGUAGCAGUGAUGGUGAUAUUAUGGAUGCAACAAGUCUAAAAUCUGAACAUAUAGCUUCUGAUCUUUUUAUACACAAUAGUACACUUAGUUCAAUAAAUGUUAGCCAUAAAUCGACUCGUAAAUGCAGGAAACAAAAAAAAUCUGAAUCAGAAGUUAUGAUUUCUAUAGGAAUGUUGUCAAAAAAAACAAAAAAUAUGUCAGUUAAAAAUAAAACGUACUUAGGAAAAGCACAGGAGCAGAAAAGACAAGCAAAGAUAAAAAAAAAGAAAAAGCUAAAAAAUAAGUCUAAACCUAGUCGCGUAUGCAAUGAACAGAUAUCUCAUAUAAAUUCGAAUGCUCUAGAUAAUUUGGAAGAUAUUUCAUAUAAAAACAAUAUUUUAUGCAGCGAUACCCAUGAAUCUUCGCUACAAAAUGCUUUAAAGAUUGACAAAACAAUUACGCAAUCACAAAAUCAAUCAAUUACAAUUAAUAAAUCCAUUGCUGAUUUUAAGCAUAUAGGAAACUAUCAACAGAUCAUCAAACCAUGUUUUGUUAAAUUAAAUGCUUGUACUGUGCAGAAUUACAUAUUGAAUCAUGAAAAAUUUCCAGAAAAUAAGGAAGAUAUAUUGCUUGAUACAAAAUUCUUGUUACAAGAUACUUUACAAACUAAGAAAAAUAUUUCUAAAGUACAAAGUCCUGUUUCGCAAUCAAUCUCAAUUGAACAUAAUGGGUUUGAUGGCUUUAAACAUACAUCAGUUAAACAUUGUUCUGUAAUAUUGUGCAAGAAUAUUGUUAAAGAUUGGCAUGUAUUACGAAAUAAAAGAGAUGUGAAAGAUAUUAUCAAUAUAAAAGAUAAACCAAAUAUAUCACAUUUGGUUUUCUGUAACUCAUCUGAAAUUACUCCAAACUGCAAAAAAAGUAUUACACUUACAUCAUAUGAUACAAAGAAAAAAAGAGAUCUAAUAAAAAAUAGUUUUGUAAAAGUGGAAAGAUUAGAAAUAGGAGAAUUUGCAAAAGAAAAUAAUACAGUAUUUGAAAAAAAACCUAACAUAUUUUCUAGCACUCCUUUUAGCAAACGAGUCAAACAUAGUUUAGUAGUAUUAUCUCCUAUUAAGUCUAAUAUUUAUAACAAAUCACAUUGGAGUCAAGAAGGUUCAUUAAUAACUACAGAAGAAGAUAUUUCCAACAGUGAUCAGACAAAUUCUCAUUCUUUAUUUACGAUAUCAGAAGAUUCUAAACUCAAAUUCACAGAUGUACAGGAACAUCAAACACAAAUUUUAUUGUCCCAGAAAUCACAAACUACAAAUUCUGUGGUUAAAAAUGGAGUAAUGUCUUACAAGAAUGAUGUUCAUGCAGCUCAGAAAUAUGAUACAGAAUGUGAUGUUAAAACGGAAAUUUCGUAUUUAUUAAAUAUGUCUACUUAUCAAUCUCGAUCAUUAUUUGAUGAUACAAGUAGUCACAAUCAUUCGCCAAAAGAUACAAAUGAAGAUAAAAUAAAAAAGAAACAUUCUGAUACACAUAAAUUUAUAGAAACUGUAGAUUCAUCCAUUAAUUUAUGUUUAAAACAAAAGCAAUUAUCAAAAACAAUUCAUGAGAGCCUUAAAGAUAAAACUAUUAACAUUAAUAAACACAGUUUAUUUGAUGAAAGUCAAAAUAAGAUUAACAUGGAUGCUCGUAUAUUGCUUACACGAUUACAUGAUCCGAUUAGAAUAGGAAGAAGAAUGCAAUAUCCUAAAUGGCAUUUAAACAUAUCAAAUAUUUCCGAUAGUUUAAAUAAUGAAACCAUACAAUCAAACAACGAAGUAGUAACAAUUGACAAAGACCUUUCUAAUGUUCAAUCAGCACAUAAUUCUGAGCAUUCUAAGAAUGCAAAUUUGUCUUGCAAUCAUUUUGAAUCCUUCAUGACUCAACCGUGUAAUGAUACAAAUGAACAAAUGAAUCAAUCUGUUUUUUUAAAACCGGGCAAGUAUUGGACUAGAUCUUUGUCAAUAUUAAAUAAUAUAAACGAUGAAUCUAAUUUAGACAAAUUAAGUAUCGGAAAGGGGAAAAAAUGGAGGCAAAGCGUCAGAAAUAUACUGGAUAUGCAAAAACAAGGAAUUUUCCAAAGUUGUUUGAAAAAGGAUAAAGAUGAUACGAAUUUAUCUAGCGGUAAGCUUAACAUAUCAAACGCAUCAUCGUUUAAUGGUAACAAAUGUAAAGAAUUUGAUUUAGCGAGUUAUCCUAGAUUUUCUAAAAGGAUCUCGGUGAGAGUUGUACUUAAUAGUACAAACACUAAAUGUGAAAUCAAAGACACUCCAUUUCUUGAGGCAUUUGGAAUAACUGCAGAAAAAUCUUCAAACUCGAAAUUAUCAUACUGGGAAAAAUCAUUGAUAUAUAACAAUCAAAUUAUCAAUAAUCAUUCUAGUACUGCAAGAGAUGUUGUUUUACAGAGAUGUUCACAAAACUGUUAUAUUCCCUUUGAAGAUUGUUUUCCAGAUUUGUAUUUGGAACAUUGCCACAAAAUAGGUGAAGGUGUUUAUGGAGAAGUUUUUCUUUAUGAAUGUGAGGGUAAAAAAUCUGUUAUAAAAAUUAUUCCUAUAGAAAAUAAACAAUUAGUCAAUGGUGAACCACAAAAGAAAUUUAAUGAAAUAUUGUCAGAAAUUGUGAUUGCAAAGGAAUUGGAUAAUCUAAAAUUAAAUGAUACUUAUAAAACUAAUGGAUUUGUAGAAGUUAAAAAUAUCAGCUGUAUUAUAGGAAAAUAUCCAGAAAAGCUCUUAGAACUUUGGAAUAUUUAUGACAAUCACAAAACGUCCGAUAAUGAUUGUCCAUCGAUGUUUGAUGAAAAUCAAUUGUACAUUGCUCUUGAACUGAGUCACGGUGGAGAAGAUCUUGAAGCCUUUGUAUUUCAAACUGCGGAGGAGGCUUACGCUCUAUUUUUACAGACUGCAUUAGCCUUAGCAGUUGCAGAAAAAGCAUUUGAAUUUGAACACAGAGAUUUACAUUGGGGUAAUAUAUUAAUAUCAAGAACAAAAGAACAAUAUAUAUAUUAUAAUCUCGGAGGGAGAGAGAUCAAGUUUCCUAGUAAAGGUGUAAAGGUAUCUAUAAUAGAUUUUACGUUAUCGAGAAUGUUAUACCAAGGUUGUUGUAUAUAUAACGAUCUCGCACUAGAUCCAGCUUUAUUUACUGCUAUUGGUGAAUACCAAUUUGAAAUUUAUCGUCUUAUGCGCGACAAAAUUCAGAAUGAUUGGCGAAAAUUUGAACCAUAUACGAAUGUUUUGUGGUUGCAUUAUAUUUUGGAUAAAAUGAUUACUGCGGUAAGAUACAAAAAGAAAAACUUGAAAGUUCACAAGCACGCUGUUAUUAGAUUAAAAGAAUUUAAAGAUAUAAUUUUAAACUAUGAUAGUGCAUACGACUUUGUAAUCAAUUCUAAUAGCGUCGUGUAACUAUGGCUGUGGUCAAAGUCUUGCUACAAACGCUUUGAAGCGUUUAAUGGACC